This is a messenger RNA of Parastagonospora nodorum SN15, 207 nucleotides long. RefSeq lists its product as hypothetical. The record is from RefSeq and is a predicted model, not a curated record. The transcript has 2 exons. NCBI's taxonomy places the organism in Eukaryota, Fungi, Ascomycota, Dothideomycetes, Pleosporales, Phaeosphaeriaceae. The coding region runs from base 1 to 207 and encodes 68 amino acids.
AUGGCCAGUUCCCAUUUGAAAUCCAAGACGAACAACGUUGUGGCGAGUGCAGCAGGAGGAUUUUCCCAACAGACAAGCCCUCCUGGUUAUGGUGUGUCGCAAUCAGGAAACCGACCAGCUGCAUACAGCUCAACACCUGUCAUCGCAACUACGUUGGAGAGAAAACUUCCUCCAUCUGGCCGACCCGCGAUUAUAUGCCGACUCUAG